AUGUCUUCGCUCGAUGACGACCCGACCGACUUCGAAGGCGUCCUUCCUGUGAUCCCAUCUGACUCCCCUCCUAUCUAUAAAGACACCAAGAGCAAUGCAGCAACAGGUGCAUCGGCCGCCGGCGUACGUGCCUUUACGGCGCAAGCGGUCGCCUUCUACUUUCGCGCGCCCGUGAAAGCGUUCUUCCGCACUCGAGUCGAUUACCUUGCGUUUGCGAAGUCCAUUAGCCCAGCCGCGCAGACAGGGAGGUGGUCAUGGAGGAGCACAACACCAGGUCUGCUGGCCAACGCCAUCAGAAUGUAUGGCUGGCGUUUCGUUCCAGAGCAACUGGCGCCUCCCCUGAUUGCAAACGUGGCUGUCGGAGCUGCGCUUUACACGAGUUAUCUUCAGAUACUGGCAAAGUUGCAUGAGCCUUCCGCGCACGCCAAAAAGUCCGUAUACCCGCCUCCGCCACCACAAAGUACAUUCCUAGCAGGCUUUGCUGCGGGCACUAUCCAGAGCGUCGUUGCAGCCCCACUCGAUGCCCUGCAGGUGAGGUUCGAACAAAGAGGGAAGAACUAUGAAGACAAGACGAUGUGGGAGUACGGCCGUGGCAAACUGAGAGAGAUCGGGCUAAGGGGCAUUUUUGCAGGCUACGGGCUGAGCUUUCUGAAGGACAGUUGUGGGAGCGGUGUGUUCUUUUGCGUCUUCGAGUGGGUCAAGGCACAAGGGUACUAUGGUUUUGUCAAGUGGUGGUAUAGAGGCACCGGCGAGGUCGAGUUCUUCACAAACACCGGCAACGAAGGCGGGAGGAGGAACUUGGUAACCGGCCAGAACGCGCCGCCAACGAAUGACGAGAGCAAUCGCCGAGUCGUCAAGCCUCAUUAUGCCAUCGAGCCAGGCUUUCUCAUGCUCGCGGGCAUGGCGGCAUCCAUCGCGCAGCAGUUUGUCCUUUAUCCUCUCUCGACAUUCCAAACUUUGCAUUACGAACGACUAGAAGACCUUGACAAGAAGGCCAUGACCCUGCAGAACUCGCCCGAGACACCGCUCGCGAGGCGCGGACGCAUGCUCCGAGCGUACUAUCAUGCUUACCAGGAGACUUGGAAACAAGCUCGAAGCCAGGCAGUCGCCCAACAGGGUGUGAGAAACUGGCUGUAUCGGGGCUUCUGGUGGUUUACGAUCAGGCAGAUACCCAGCACCAGUGCCGGGUUGGUCAUUUUUGAACUGGUCAGGAGGAAGUAUGGGCAGGAGGGACUUGGUGAUGAAGUGCGGAUUUCAGGAAGAGAGGGGCGCUAUGAUAUCUUAUUGGCUUGA
Molecule: messenger RNA, 1293 nt
Organism: Cladophialophora yegresii CBS 114405
Lineage: Eukaryota; Fungi; Ascomycota; Eurotiomycetes; Chaetothyriales; Herpotrichiellaceae
Exons: 1
Coding region: 1-1293 (430 amino acids)
Biological process (GO): mitochondrial L-ornithine transmembrane transport
Molecular function (GO): L-ornithine transmembrane transporter activity
Source: RefSeq, a predicted model, not a curated record